This is a messenger RNA of Chaetomium globosum CBS 148.51, 2982 nucleotides long. RefSeq lists its product as uncharacterized. The coding region runs from base 1 to 2982 and encodes 993 amino acids. The transcript has 2 exons. The record is from RefSeq and is a predicted model, not a curated record. Gene Ontology annotation, cellular component: nucleus. NCBI's taxonomy places the organism in Eukaryota, Fungi, Ascomycota, Sordariomycetes, Sordariales, Chaetomiaceae. Gene Ontology annotation, molecular function: protein binding.
AUGAAUAACAACUUUUAUUCCUCCUCCUCGCUGACGCCAGAAGAAACCCAGCGGCGGCUGGCGAUGCAACAGAAUGGGCAACAGGAUCAAAACCACGGCCAAAAUGUGAUGGCUGGUACGGGGAACAUGGGAGAUCUGGACCUAACGAGUCCUCUAUCGACGACCAUGGAAGACUUGCCCAUGCCUGAAGGCGAGUCGCUGGACGACAUCAUCAACCAGAAUAAUCGGGAGUUACAACGGAGGCGGAGCGUCCCGCAUCCGUUUCCGAGCCAGCUAUCGCCGCCGGAGGUUGACCGUCGCCUAUCGAUGAUGGAUUUCACCAACGCCGCCGGUAGUAUCCCGGGGUUCUCCUAUGUCUAUCCUGACAGUGCGACCUUGCCGAAUACCUCUGGUCAAUUCCCGCAGCCGGGCCUCAUUGGGAUGUCUAGCCAGCCAGGGUUUGGCACGGUCUCCCCGGCUACGAUGAGGUUAGACCCCCUCUUCCCGGAUCUGGACAUGGGGUCAAUGGGCGCGGAUCCAGCUUCUAUAGGCUUCUUCGACCCGUCCGGCCUAAACGCUCCUUUUCCGUCCAGCAAUCUCGGCGGCGUUAAUCCAAACUUUGCCAUGGACAUGGGCAUGGAUGAUACCAUUAUCGACGCGCCUGGUGCGAACUCGAUCGCCGGGUUCGCGUUGGGGGGAGACGGUUCCAUGUUGCAUGGAACCGGUGAGACGUUCGACGCCACGUCCGUUCCCCAGGAGAACUCUAACCUCCUGACAGCUCCACAAAUGCGUCAGCCCCAACCCAACGCGCCAUACCCCGAACCGCGCGAGGCAUCGAUCUCGCCAUCGGUCCCCGCAUCGUUCCACUCGCCGGCAUCAGGCACUUCUCGGACCAUGUCCCACUCGAGUGCCGGUCAGCCGAACGUUCCCGUGACGCCAGCUUCGACCGCACGAACUAACUCCGGUCCGGCUCGCCCUGCCGGCGUCGGAACACGCAAUCCCAAGAAGGACAUCUACUCAAAAAGUGGAUUUGACAUGGUUCGAGCCUUGGCCUACGUCGCGAACAGGAAGAACCCCACGGUCGAGAUCGGUGCUGUCGACUUCUCGUGCGCCUUUGUCGUGACGGACGUGACGCUCAACGACUGCCCCAUCAUUUACGUGUCGGACAAUUUCCAGAACCUCACCGGGUACAACCGGCACGAGAUCGUUGGCAAGAACUGCCGCUUUCUGCAAAGCCCGAGCGGUGUUGUCGAAGCAGGAUCAAGACGCGAGUUCGUGGCGAAUGACGCCGUCUUCAAGCUCAAGAAUGCCGUCGCCGAAGGAAAAGAGAUACAGCAGAGCCUGAUCAACUACCGCAAAGGGGGCAAGCCGUUCUUGAACUUGCUGACCAUGAUCCCUAUCCCCUGGGAAACUGACGAGAUCAAGUACUGCAUCGGCUUUCAGAUUGACUUGGUUGAGUGUCCCCAAGCCAUCUCCGGCCAGGAAGCUGGCGGGGUGCAAGUUGUUAAUUACUUACACAACGACAUCGGGCAAUACAAUUGGGCGCCCCCGAACACGACCCAGUGGGAGCCGGAAAGCGGCCAGACCCUCGGCGUUGACGACGUGUCCUCCCUCAUUCAACAAUACAGGCCCAAGGCUACUCCCUCGGAUUGGCAAAGACAGUCCUGGGACAAGAUGCUCCUUGAAAACGCCGACGACGUGAUUCACGUGCUUUCUCUCAAGGGACUCUUCCUCUACCUUUCGCCGGCUUGCAAAAAGACGCUCGAGUACGAACCCUCCGAGCUAGUCGGAACCUCCCUCUCGUCCAUCUGCCACCCCUCCGACAUUGUCCCCGUCACGCGCGAACUCAAGGACGCGCAGCAAAACCUGUCCGUCAACAUCGCCUUCCGCAUCCGCCGCAAGCACUUGGGCUACACCUGGUUCGAGUGCCACGGCACGCUCUUUUGCGAGCCGCAGGCCAAGGCGCGGAAGUACAUCAUCCUCACCGGCCGCAAGCGGCCCGUCUUCUCGCUCCACCGCCGCGACGUCGCCCUGCACUCGGCCGUCGGCCUGGGCGGCGACAGCGAGAUCUGGUCCAAGAUCUCCGCGUCGGGCAUGUUCCUCUUUGUCUCGUCCAGCGCCAAGUCGCUGCUCGACCUCGCGCCGCGCGACCUCCAGGGCACCAGCAUGCAGGAGCUCCUGCGCAAGGAAUCGCGCAGCGAGUUUGGGCGCACCAUCGAGAAGGCUAGGAAGGGCGCCGCCGCCACCCUCAAGCACGAUAUCCUUCAUAAGAGGGGCCAGCUGGUUGCCGCAGAGACGACCUUCUACCCCGGAUGCGGCACGGGCUCUUCCGCAGAGAGCCGAACAUCAAGCUUUUUGAUGGCGCAGACGAGGAUCUUGAAGGGGGCUGGGAGGGUGAUUGCUGGGGGUAAGGGGGGUCCCAGCGGGAUUAUGAUGAUGGGUGGCGGUGGUGGUAAUGGCGGCGAGGAUGCGAUGACGGGUGUGGUCCUCGGUUCCCCAGCGGCGCCGAUAAUGGCGGGAUCGCACCCGGACUCAUCGGAUGAGGAUGAUGUUGAGGGGGACGUGUUUCCCGAGCUCAAGACGACGCGAUGCACGUCCUGGCAAUACGAGCUCAGGCAGAUGGAGAAGGUCAAUAGGCUGCUGGCGGAGGAGCUCACGCAGCUAAUGAACAACAAGAAGAAGCGGAAGCGGAGAAAGGGCGGCGGCACUGGGCACGUCAUGGUUACUAACGAAAAGAACAAGAUGGGCAAGGUCACGCCUAGGAACACCUCCCGCGGCAACAACGACGCCAACGCCAACAACAAGCGAGGAAGCAGCAGCACCGCAAGCACAGCAUCCCCCGCGGCGGGGUCACCUUUGCGAAGGGAGGUGUCAACCGAUUCCCCCAGCGUUGGCAGUUUCGGUGAGGGAGGCGGCAACGGCAGCAACGGCGGCAGUGGCAGUAGUGGCAGUAGCGGCAGUGGUGGCAACAGCCUGGGGAUGGUAUCUAUUCAAGAGGAGUAA